This is a messenger RNA of Bacidia gigantensis, 597 nucleotides long. RefSeq lists its product as uncharacterized. The transcript has a single exon. Bases 1 to 597 code for a protein of 198 amino acids. Lineage: Eukaryota; Fungi; Ascomycota; Lecanoromycetes; Lecanorales; Ramalinaceae. The record is from RefSeq and is a predicted model, not a curated record.
AUGGCGAGCUCAACAAAGGACGCUCUCUUCAUCUACCGCAUCUACAACAAAGAUGACUACGAAUCCAUCGAACACGAACGCCCUGUACCAUCCUUCCUUUGCGAUCCAACGAACGCCAUAAGUGGCAGCCAGCAAUACCUCUCCGCCUUCUUCGACGUCCUCACUGUCGUCAACGCUGAGUUCCAUGAUGAGUGCAUGAAGAACGCCAAAGAUGGUUGCGCGCGAUGCGGCAACCCAGCAAUCGAUGCCCUCAAAUCACCAAUGCCCUAUCUUCACCUUCCAAACCCCCUCGUCGUCACUCAAGUAAUGCCAGUGUGCAGCUCAAAGGAGUGUGAAGCCGUGACAAAAGAAGGGUUGCAGAAGAUACAAAAUGCGGUGGCACAGAACCGAAGUGGCAUCGAUGGAGAACGGUCGGAUCUUGGGAGGUUGAUCUGCCAGAAUUGUCAGAAGACGGAUGUCAAGAAGUGUGGGAGGUGCGGUACAGUGGCAUACUGCAGCAAGGAGUGUCAAAAGAAGGUCUGGAGGACCCAUAAGAGGGUUUGCUUUCCAAGCAAUAUGGGCGUGCCUGUGGAGGACCCUGAGGAUAUGCCGAUGUAA